This is a messenger RNA of Aplysia californica (California sea hare), 2969 nucleotides long. Its product is annotated as dynein intermediate chain 3, ciliary. NCBI's taxonomy places the organism in Eukaryota, Metazoa, Mollusca, Gastropoda, Aplysiida, Aplysiidae. The coding region runs from base 129 to 2132 and encodes 667 amino acids. Gene Ontology annotation, cellular component: outer dynein arm. Gene Ontology annotation, molecular function: dynein heavy chain binding; dynein light chain binding. The record is from RefSeq and is a predicted model, not a curated record. The transcript is spliced from 18 exons. Gene Ontology annotation, biological process: outer dynein arm assembly; cilium movement.
CGCAGGAAACGUGAUGAUUGUUGCUAUUAGAAACCAGAGAAGCUUGAGCAUUCGACUUGACAGCUACUCAUCAGGAAAAACAGUGUACAUUCAUAUUCUUUUCAUGAGGUCUUAGGAAAAAAGUCACAAUGGAGAUUGUAUACGUAUAUACGAAAAAGAGGUCCGAGUUCGGACGACAAUGCAACUUUACAGACAGACCUGCUGAACUGCAUGUGGACAUCCUCCCUGAUGACUCUGCUAUGGAAGAGUUUAUCGAGAGGGAUCCAGUGGAUAUUGGCAUUCAGUGUGUUCAGGAAAUGUCAGAGCAUGAUGCCAACACAGAGAGAUUUGAAACUGGUGCCAGGGGAAUCAACCAUACAGAGGGUGGAUGGCCAAAAGACAUCAAUCCCAAUGAAGUGGAGCAGGUCACACGUUACAGGAAGAAAGUUGAGAAAGAUGAAAUGUACAUUGGCGCUGUCAUGCAGCUGGGCUCUGUCAUGGAACACUGCAUCAAGCAGAACAAUGCUAUUGACAUCUAUGAAGAAUAUUUUGAAGAUGUGGAUGUUGAGUCCAUUGAUGAAGCUGCUUCUGCCAAAACCAUCAAUGUCUUCAGAGAUCCCAAUGAAAUAAAACGCACAGCCACUCAUAUUUCUUGGUUCCCGGAUGGCCCAAGAAAGCUUGCUGUGGCCUAUUGCAACCUUCAAUUCCAAAGUACUUCCCCUGAAACAAGCAUGGACUCUUACAUCUGGGACGUUGAGAACCCGAACAAACCUGAGAUGACUCUGAAACCAGUGUCUCCUCUUGUGUGCCUUGAAUACAACCCUAAAGACUCUCAUGUACUUCUUGGAGGAUGCUACAAUGGACAGAUCGCCUACUGGGACACAAGGAAGGGCUCACAGCCUGUUGAGCUAACCCCCAUUGAACAGUCCCACAGAGAUCCUGCCUACAAAACCGUGUGGAUAGGCUCAAAGACAGGAACAGAAUGCUUUUCCACAUCUACAGACGGACAAGUGCUUUGGUGGGACAUCAGAAAACUAGGAGAGCCAACAGACAAGUUGUACCUGGACAAGAAACAAGAAUUUCACAAUGCACAAGGGGCCUACUGCUUAGAAUUUGAGCAAACAAUGCCGACUAAAUUCAUGGUCGGUACAGAGCAAGGAAGCAUCAUCUCCUGCAACAGGAAAGCAAAGACACCAAAUGACAAAAUUGCAGCCUUUUUCAAUGGACACAUUGGGCCUGUGUACUCACUCCAACGAAACCCCCAUUUCACAAAGAACUUCCUCAGUGUUGGUGACUGGUGUGCCCGGAUCUGGUCUGAGGACAUCAGAGAAUCUUCCAUCAUGUGGACCAAACAAUACUCAUCAUACCUGACAGACGGUUGUUGGAGUCCUAUCCGGCCAGCAGUAUUCUUCAUCACAAAAAUGGAUGGCACUCUGGAUGUUUGGGACAUCAUUUUCAAGCAGAAUAACCCAACCUUGACAUUACAGGUGUGCGAUGUACCGUUGCAUAGCCUAAGAGUGCAGGAACAAGGCAAACUAGUCGCAGCAGGAUCACAUGAUGGCACAACAACGUUACUGGAACUGUCUGAGGGGCUGUACACAAUGGCUCGCAAUGAGAAAAACUUGGUCACAGCAAUGUUUGAGAGGGAGACUCGAAGAGAAAAGAUUUUGGACGCUCGACACAAAGAAAUUCGUCUGAAAGAGAGAGGCAAGACUGAAGGAUCAAAGGUAGAUGACAAAGGAGAUCAAAAGAAAGCAAAACUUGAAAAAGAACAUGGUAAACAAGAUGAAGCUGCCAAGGCCGAAGGGGAGGAUGGAGAGAGGACUAAAGAAGAAGAAGAGCCUUUUGAAGAAGAGAAUCUGUACGAAAAGGCAGAGACAGAGUUUUUUAGCAUCAUUGAAGCAGAGAAGAAAAAACAACCAACUCCAAGUCAAGAUUUUGCUGAAGUCGAAAAAAAUGACAUGGAAAUGGAAAUUCAAAAAGAUGACACAUUAAAAAUAUUCACUGGGAGUCCUGAUGAGACUGAAGGCUCAAAUAUUAAAACAGAUCAAAUGAAUAAGAAAAACAUUGACGGGCAACUAAAGAAUGAGGGUGAGACCGGUGAUGAAGAAAAGAGCAAUGGAGAGCCGGAGACUGAUACGAAAAAGGAUUAGGUCGUCCAUACUGCUUUCCAGGAAGACACAUUUAUGAGGGCACAGGAAAAAGUCAUGGAAAAACAGGUUGCAAGAAUCUUUUUCUUGAGCUGAGACUGUGAACAGAAUGCUUUGUUUUUUGUACUGCUAUUUUGCUUAUCACAUGGCUAAACUAUGCUGUUGAUUUUUGGGUUUACGGUUUACGCUAAACAUACAUGAGAAAUUGACUGGUUUAAGAGGUGUAGAAGGUUUGACUUGCUGGUUUGAAAAAAAGAAUUUAUCUGUACCAACAUUAUGUAUGUGCCUCUUAUGCUUUUAAAAUGGGAAUUGCUGAGCUCUUUUGACACACAUCUGAUUCUGAAACUGAAAUGAUUUUUAAACUGAAAUGAUUUUAAGUUAUAAAAGCAGUAUUUAUUGACUUGUACUGAAUAGUUAUGCUCCGAUUUCAAAGGUACGCUGGUGUACUCAUUUUUCUUAAAUUUUUCUUUCAGAGCCCAUCAUUUAUGGUGAUUUAUUUAGUAUGAAACGUAUAAAAGAUUCAGAGCAACAAAUAAUCUACAGUCACUAGAAAGAAAAGGCCAUAUGUAUGUUCCAAAUGUGAAAAAUCCAUUACUCAUGCUGAGAAGUUGAUAUUUUUAGCUGCUUUCUGAUUUGAAUGUAGAGAAGAAAGCCUGCUUCAAGUUUUCAUGUGUCAAAUUAUGCAUGUUCGUUUAAAAGAUAAGAACUUUAUGUAUUAAGAUUGUGCAUAAUGUCAGCCUAUUUUCAUCUUUCAGUCUGAAAACAUUACUGUUAGCUGUGGGAGAAAUAGCGAAGAAAUAUUGAUCCAUAUAUGAAAAAUAAAAUGUACACGACCCUGAU